Daphnia magna is the source of this 1278-nucleotide messenger RNA. RefSeq names its product very-long-chain 3-oxoacyl-CoA reductase. The record is from RefSeq and is a predicted model, not a curated record. The transcript has 5 exons. Lineage: Eukaryota; Metazoa; Arthropoda; Branchiopoda; Diplostraca; Daphniidae. Gene Ontology annotation, cellular component: endoplasmic reticulum. Bases 141 to 1082 code for a protein of 313 amino acids. Gene Ontology annotation, molecular function: oxidoreductase activity.
AUACUGAUAACAGUUUCAAAAGCGAACGUGAACGAUUCAGUUAUGGGCUCGUUCAAGCAUUUUUUUAGAAACACGAGUUAUUGAUUUUCGCAACCUUCGUUCGACGUGUCGCAAUAACAACUAGAGGAGAUUUGUGCAAAAUGACAUUCGUCAUUGUAGUUGGAUGGGUCAUUUUUACACUAAUAGUCGUCAAAUUGCUUUAUAGUGUGUCCCGUUUUAUUUACUCUGUUUACCUGAUUGCUGCGCUCGGACAUAGCCUUGAUCUACGCCGAUAUGGACCCUGGGCGGUCGUAACCGGAGCAACGGAUGGGCUGGGCGAAGCAUACGCUCGAAAGCUGGCGUCUUUAGGAAUGAACAUUGUACUAAUCGACCAAUCGCACAGCAAGCUUCAAGAAGUGGCAUACGAAAUCAAACGAGAGUAUCGCACAGUCCACAUUAGGACCAUCGCUGUCGAUUUCACUGAAGGACAGUCAAUCUAUCCGUUGUUGCGAUUCGAAUUAGCCAAUCUACCGUCCGGAGUUGGAUUACUGAUUAACAUCAUCGGCAUGGAUGUUUCAUUGGAUCCUUCUGCUGAGCUUACGCCAGACGAUAAGAUCCAGAAAAUCAUCAAUUGUAAUAUCAUGGCGAUGACGAGGUUAACCAAUAUGCUACUACCCGGGAUGAUUCAGAAACAGCGAGGAAUAAUUAUCAACGUAGGACCGUUAAGAGGCACUGAUUUUUCGAAUUUGACGAACACUUCAGAAUCCUACAACUUGGUUUAUGGGGCAACAAAGGCAUUCGUGGAAAAAUUUUCGCGUGAUUUAGCAGCCGAAUGCCGACAGGAUGGAAUAAUUAUUCAGUCAACAAUGCCUAAGAUGUUUGCAAUGAACAUUUCUGCUUUAAAGACUAUGCCAUUCUUGUGCGUCCAUACGCCGGACGCUUACGUGGAGGCCAAUCUUUUAACGCUUGGCAUGGAGUUCACAGCAACGGCCUAUUGGAUUUACAACAUUUUAGUAUUGACAAAAAAGUGGAAGAAAAAUAAAAAAAUAAUCACUUACUUUCGAUUUGUUAUUCAUAUCAAACGUAACAUUAAUAAUAUUUAGUGACGCAAAUGUUUGGCUCAACCCAUUUCCACGGUUCGUUUCCACGUUUCAUCGAUCCACGUUCCAUGCAAUAGCCUCAGGCCCUAGUGAAAGUAAAAGGCACUGACGCCACUGUGAUUGCACUCGGCCGUAGCUAUUUGUGUGGAGCUGGUAAGCUCGUCAUUGUCAGUAGAAAUCGCACAGAGAUCAAAACAAU